AUGAGCUCUAUCACAGUUGGAGUUGCCGGUAUCACGGGAAAGUUUGCUCGUUGUGUCGUGGGUCACCUCUUGAAGAAUCCAAACAUUAUCAUUAAGGGUUACUGCCGCGACCCAACAAAACUUUCGCCUUCUCUACUUGCCUCCAGAAGAGUCACCAUCAUCCAAGGCCAGUCAGAUGAUCAAGAUGCUCUACGUGUAUUUGCUAAGGGUAGCGAUGUGGUAAUUUGCGGCUAUUUGGGCGACCACAAUCUCAUGAUCAAUGGCCAAAAGGCAUUGAUCGAUGCAUGUGAAGCGGAGGCAGUUCCCCGCUAUAUCGCCAGUGACUAUAGCCUAGACUUUACCCAGCUGGAAUUUGGGCAGCUUCCCGCCAAGGACCCAAUGAAGCACAUCCAGGAAUAUCUCAAAACAAAGAAAGUCCAAGGAGUUCACGUGCUAAUUGGCAUUUUCAUGGAAACUUUCUUUACGAACUUCUUUGGUGUCUGGAAAGCCGAGCAGAAUUCCUUCGACUAUUGGGGAUCCGGCCAGGAGACAUGGGAGUCUACUACUUAUGACAACGCUGCCCAAUUCGUCGCAGCUGUUGCCCAAGACCCGACUACAGUCGGCGUGCAGAGAUUCCUUGGGGAUCGCAGAAAUAUUCGACAAAUUGCUGCCGCAUUCGAAGAGCAGUAUAAGGUGAAGCCUUGGCUACACAAUCUUGGAUCUCUUGAAGAGCUCAACACAAAGAUGCACAAGGUCAAGAAUGACGACCCCAGCAACUUCAUGGCCUGGAUUCCUCUGUUCUAUCAAUACUACUGCAACAAUGGCCAGACCUAUCUUACACCUAAGAUGGAUGCCACUCGAUACCCCGAGAUCCCACGUUUCACAUUCAAGGAUUUCUUCCAAAAGCAUUCCAAGGAAUCACUCGCGACCGCUGCUUGGGCGGUUGGUUCAAAUGUCUCUCAAUGA
Molecule: messenger RNA, 945 nt
Organism: Penicillium nucicola
Lineage: Eukaryota; Fungi; Ascomycota; Eurotiomycetes; Eurotiales; Aspergillaceae
Product: NmrA-like family protein
Exons: 3
Coding region: 1-945 (314 amino acids)
Source: RefSeq, a predicted model, not a curated record